Messenger RNA from Cucurbita pepo subsp. pepo (vegetable marrow), 3801 nucleotides. Its product is annotated as protein argonaute 1. NCBI's taxonomy places the organism in Eukaryota, Viridiplantae, Streptophyta, Magnoliopsida, Cucurbitales, Cucurbitaceae. The record is from RefSeq and is a predicted model, not a curated record. Gene Ontology annotation, molecular function: protein binding; RNA binding.
GAAGGAUUAUAGGGUGUCCUUCCAAAAGCAAGUGAAAGUGAACCAGGGAGGAGGAUCGAGGAGAGUUCGAGGCGAAGCGAAACCAAGGGCUUUUUCUCUCCCUCUCUCGGCUGUUGUUCUUUAUCAUUACGCUCUCUGCCUUUCUCGCUCUGUAAAGCAAACCAAACCAAACCGAAGCGACGCCUCACUGCACCCAUUUCUGUUGCCUUUGGUGUUGUUUUGUUUGUUGUUUUCCUUUUUCAUCGCACUCUAAAACCGGCGAUUUUCCGGCCGCCGUUUUUCUUCAUCUGAGGGAUCAUGGGGAGGAAGAAGAGAACUGAAGGUGGUGGUGAGAGAUCAGAGUCUCAGGACGUUGGUGGCCGUGGCUCCCAAGGAUUUGCUGAAAGGAGAGACUUCCCGCAGCAACAUAGUGGCAAUGCAUACCAGGGUGGGGGGAGAGGCUGGGCUUCUCAAGGGGGACGUGGAGGUCAAGGUGGUGGUCGUGGCCGAGGGACGUCUCAACAUCAGCACUAUGGAGGACCUCCUGAAUACCAAGGAAGGGGUAGAGGUGGGCAAUAUCAGCAUGGAGGACGCAGUAACUAUGGUGGUGGUAAUCGCGGUGGCAUGGGUAGUGGUGGCAUUGGGGGAGGACCUUCUUCUGGUGGCCCAUCCAGGCCAUCAGUUCCCGAGCUGCACCAAGCAACCCCAGUGUAUCAAGGUGGGGUGACUCAGCCAAUCUCAUCUGUGGCGAGUUCUUCCUCCCACCCACCUGAUACCUCAUUGUUAGAACAACAAUUUCAGCAGAUUUCCAUUCAGCAGGAAUCUGCUCAAAGCCAAGCAAUUCAACCUGCACCCCCGUCUAGUAAAUCUAUGAGAUUCCCUCUGAGACCAGGAAAGGGUAGCACUGGCACAAGGUGUAUUGUCAAGGCUAACCACUUCUUUGCGGAGCUUCCAGAUAAAGAUCUUCAUCAGUAUGAUGUUACUAUUACGCCAGAAGUCACUUCGCGUGUCUAUAGCCGAGCUGUAAUGGAGCAGCUGGUGAAGUUAUACAAGGUCUCUCACCUUGGAGAUCGUCUUCCUGCCUAUGAUGGAAGAAAAAGUUUAUACACUGCCGGUCCUCUUCCUUUCAUAUCAAAUGAGUUUAGAAUAACUCUUUUUGACGAGGAAGAUGGAUCAGGAGGACAAAGGCGGGAGAAAGAAUUUAAAGUCGUAAUCAAAUUUGCUGCUCGUGCUGAUCUACACCAUUUAGGACUCUUUCUUCAAGGCAGACAGGCUGAUGCCCCUCAGGAAGCCCUUCAAGUUCUGGAUAUUGUUUUACGCGAAUUGCCUACUUCAAGGUAUUCCCCUGUGGGCCGAUCAUUUUACUCUCCAAACCUUGGUAGACGUCAGACACUGGGUGAGGGGCUGGAAAGCUGGCGUGGCUUUUAUCAGAGUAUCCGUCCUACUCAAAUGGGGCUCUCUCUAAAUAUUGAUAUGUCAUCUACUGCUUUCAUAGAGCCUUUGCCUGUUAUCGACUUUGUGACUCAGCUUCUCAACCGCGAUAUGUCAUCCAGACCACUUUCUGAUGCUGACCGUGUUAAGAUAAAGAAGGCUCUUCGAGGUGUCAAGGUUGAAGUGACACACCGUGGGAAUAUGCGCAGAAAAUAUCGCAUUUCUGGGUUGACAUCACAAGCAACGCGGGAGCUAACUUUCCCGGUUGAUGAAAGAGGUACUAUGAAAUCGGUGGUGGAGUACUUUUAUGAAACGUAUGGGUUUGUUAUUCAACAUACUCAGUGGCCUUGUCUUCAAGUAGGGAACCAGCAGAGACCUAACUAUCUACCGAUGGAAGUAUGUAAGAUUGUUGAAGGACAGAGGUAUUCCAAACGGCUCAACGAGAGACAGAUAACUGCUCUGCUCAAGGUUACAUGCCAACGACCACACGAUAGAGAGGCUGACAUAAUGCAGACAGUACGUCAUAAUGCAUAUCAUAAUGAUCCAUAUGCAAAGGAGUUUGGAAUUAAGAUAAGUGAGAAGCUUGCUUCUGUUGAAGCUCGUAUUCUUCCUCCACCAUGGCUAAAAUAUCAUGACACAGGCAGAGAAAAAAAUUGUUUGCCACAAGUUGGACAGUGGAACAUGAUGAAUAAGAAAAUGUUCAAUGGUGGUACUGUAAACAACUGGAUGUGUGUAAAUUUCUCUCGCUCUGUGCAAGAGAGUGUCACUAGCAGGUUUUGUUAUGAACUGGCUCAAAUGUGUUACAUUUCUGGCAUGGCUUUCAAUCCAGAACCAGUGCUUCCUCCUAUUUUUGCCCGUCCUGAUCACGUGGAAAAGGCCCUUAAAACUCGGUAUCAUGAUGCAAUGAGCAUUCUCCGACCCCAGGGCAAGGAACUUGAUCUGCUUAUUGUUGUUUUGCCAGAUAACAACGGAUCUCUCUAUGGUGAUUUAAAACGUAUCUGUGAAACAGAUCUUGGGCUUGUUUCCCAGUGCUGUUUGACUAAACAUGUCUUUAAAAUGAGUAAACAAUAUUUGGCCAACGUGGCCUUAAAAAUAAAUGUUAAGGUUGGGGGAAGGAAUACAGUACUCGUUGAUGCAUUAUCUAGGAACAUACCCUUGGUUAGUGACCGGCCGACCAUUAUAUUUGGUGCUGACGUAACCCAUCCUCACCCAGGGGAAGACUCAAGUCCAUCCAUUGCUGCUGUUGUGGCUUCUCAAGAUUGGCCGGAAGUUACAAAAUAUGCUGGUUUGGUCAGUGCUCAAGCCCAUAGGCAAGAGCUUAUUCAAGAUCUUUUCAAAACAUGGCAGGAUCCUGUGAGGGGGACAGUGACGGGUGGAAUGAUCAAGGAACUCCUCAUCUCCUUCCGUAGAGCAACUGGACAGAAACCUCAACGCAUCAUAUUCUACCGGGAUGGUGUUAGUGAAGGACAAUUCUACCAAGUUUUGUUACAUGAGCUGGAUGCCAUUAGAAAGGCUUGUGCUUCUUUGGAACCAAACUACCAACCUCCAGUGACUUUCGUCGUGGUGCAGAAGCGUCAUCACACUAGGUUGUUUGCUAAUAACCAUUCUGAUCGCCAUGCAGUCGACAAGAGUGGGAAUAUAUUACCUGGUACGGUUGUUGACUCCAAAAUUUGUCAUCCUACGGAAUUUGACUUCUACCUGUGCAGCCAUGCUGGAAUCCAGGGUACAAGUCGUCCUGCUCAUUACCAUGUUCUGUGGGAUGAAAAUAAGUUCACAGCUGACGGAUUGCAGACUCUAACGAAUAACCUUUGUUAUACGUAUGCAAGGUGUACUCGCUCUGUUUCCAUUGUUCCCCCAGCGUACUAUGCUCAUCUCGCUGCAUUCCGAGCUCGCUUUUAUAUGGAACCUGAAACCUCUGAUAUUGGAUCAAUUAGCAGUGAUGCUGCUGCUGGACGUGGUGGCGUUAGUGGCGCUCGCAGUACACGGUCUCCAAGUAUGAAUGCUGCUGUUCGACCUUUGCCAGCUCUCAAAGAGAAUGUUAAGAGGGUUAUGUUCUAUUGUUGAAGUGCGACUAUAUAUGAGGUGGCCUCCUGGCCUGUUUUUAUUUACUACCACUACUACUCUACUACCACGGGUUUCACUCGAAGUGGUCUUGAAGUCUUGCAGUACUCGUGUGAUUAACUCUAGUACAUGUUAUUUUGUGUGAUUAACUCGCAUUUGGGGCUCAUGGUGGUCUCUUCGAUGCCAUGCUUCGCCGUCCAUUUGAGAAGGUAUGAUGUUAAACACAGCUUUCAGAAACUAUUUAUUUUCCUGCUUGGAUUGGUUUAAUCAUCAUUGGGAGGGAUGUUUGUGGCUUAGUGUUCUAUAUAUUGACUGCUUGAUGCUUUUCAA